CUUUUUGGGUCCCUUUACUAAAACCAAAGCUUACCGUUGCCAACGUCCACUCACUACUACAUGAAAACUCCGUGAAUCUUGAUCUCACCACCAAAACAUUCAAUGCUUCUUCUUCAGCUCUGCUUUGAUCAGUACAAAAUCAAUUCUUUUUGACUCCUCUUCUUCUUUUGGUUCCUAAUUCAAUUCUUCUUUGUUUACUAUUCUUGAAUUUCUUGGUUCUUUGUUGGGUUUCUUUCUUUGAUUUCAAGUUUUAAUCUUUUUCUUCUUUCUUUUCUCAAAUCUCAAUCUCUGCUUGAGUUUGACAAUUGGGUUUUUGAAAAAGGGCUGCCAUGGCAACAUUGGCACCAGGAAUACUGAUGAAGCUUUUGGAUGGCAUGAACACGGGGAUGAAACCCACGAGUGAGCACAGAAACUCGCUUUUACAGGUCACAGAUAUCGUUCCGGCUGAUCUUGAUGAGAAGAAUCUUUGGCCAAGCCAUGGAUUUUACAUUAAAGUCUCUGAUUCUUCUCACUCAAUCUAUGUCAGCCUUCCUUCAGAACAAGAUGAUUUUGUUCUCAGCAAUAAAAUGCAGCUUGGGCAGUUCAUCUAUGUCGAUAGAUUGGAGCCGGGAUCUCCUGUUCCCGUCAUAAAAGGAGCUAAACCAAUCCCAGGCCGACACCCAUUUGUGGGGACACCAGAACCGUUAAUGGGUCUUAGAGAGAAAGGUGAACCAAGGUCCAGUUCAAAGCUCUCGGCUCAAACUCACAGAAGGGGUUCUUGGGGGACAGGAGGGACAGAGGGUGUCUCUGUUUCGUCUCCCAUGGUUUUCAAGCCGGUUAAUUUGGAUUUCGAUCAGUGUAGUACACCGGUGAAAGAGCGUGGUAGUAAUAAUUUUCCAAUGUCUCCGAUGAUAAGAAGAGGGAGGGUUGGCAAGGAUGGAAAUUGUAGCGCCGGUGGGGGUAUUAGAUGUUCAUUUGGUGGUGGGCUCUUGGCAAAGAUGGUGGAUAAUAAUAAGGGAGAAAGCCCUGCUGCUAUGCUUAGGAAAAGCUGUGUAGCCCCUUCUUCUGCUUCGAAAUUCCCGAGGAGUAGGAGCGUUUGUGAAAGAGAGCCUAAGAUCCCAAUAAGUCCCUUCAACUUAGCUGAAAAGAAAAGUGCCACUCCUCCGCCGAGUGCACGGAGUGCAAAAGUGGCAACUUCCCUCAAUAUGGGUGGAGACGCCCAGAACUACAACUCAAACUCAAAGGUGACACCUCAGUUACAAUCUCAGCCUGAUAAUCCAGCUUCUGAUAUCAGCACCAGCACCAGUCUCCCCAUGAAUUUACCUGGAAAACUUAGCAUAUUGGGCAAGGAAGCAGUGCAGCAGCGAGAAACAGCUCAGAAAAUUGCCCUUCAAGCACUAAGAGAUGCUUCGGCUACUGAAACACUAGUUCGGUCUCUCAAGAUGUUUUCCAACUUAAGCAAAUCAGCUAAACCUGAUGCUCCUGCGGCUUGUUUUGAUCGGUUUCUGGAAUUUCAUCACCAAAUUGUGCAAGCAGUGACUGAUAUGGUGUCCAUUCAAUCAGCUACUUCGGCUUCCGAAAUGGCUCAAAAUCCAAAUGCCAAAAAAUCUGAAGAAGAGUCCCCUGGAUUUCACGAAAACAUACACAACUCAAUGGACCAAAGCCGAAAUUCAGAACUAAAUUUAUCCAAAAGGCGAACAGCAUUAUACAAAUCCAUUGCAGUCUUUCCUGAAAGAGGUGAGCAGAAGACGAGUAUGGGAAAAGUUCUGAGAUCAAAUUUCAACCACAAGUCAUCUUUGGAUAGAAAACCGUCUUCCCCACUUGGAAAACUGCCACUUGAAGCUGCUGCUAUAGGUGAAAACGAUGAAAACAAGAAACCGGCCUCUUCCUACAGCAGCCUAAGCAAUACAAUCAAAUUGGGGAAACAGGUUGAAACAGAAGCUGGAAACUGGUUUAUGGACUUCUUGGAGAAGGCAUUGGAAAAGGGCAUGAAGAAAACAAAAGGAGCAGCAGAUGGGGAUAUUAAGAAAGUUCCUCAGUCUCUCAUACUGAAGGUUAUUAACUGGGUUGAGGUAGAGCAAUCUGAUGGUAGUAAGCGUCCGGUUCAUCCCAAAGCAGCACAGGUGGCCCGGAAGUUGAGGAUCAAGAUGAAGAAUCCUUGAAUACAGAACAUAAGCAGAGUCUAUCAAAUUUUUUCUUUUUAUUGGCAUUGUCUAUGUUCCAACUAUAUGGAGAUUCUGUUUGCAGUUGUUGAAUCUCUUGUGCAUGCAUGUACACGUAUCGAUCGAAGCAUUUAUUCAUAUAUUCAUUCAUUUUCCUUUAACUAAUAUAUCUUGUGUUGCUCAUUGACCAAAUUGUUAAGAUAAUCUUAAAUAGUUGCUGCUGGUUGUCAAAAAAAUUUUGAGCAUUUGCAGCACAACAAAGACACUGUAUACUAGCAACGCAUAGACAAAAGAGUAAAUCCACUGGUGUCAGAUAUUUAUUUAUAGUAGAUUGCAAAGUUUCUGGAAUUUAAGGGUGAAAUACUGAGAUGAGGGUAAAUUCUGGUUUUGGGAUUGGAAGACAUGCCGACUUUUCAGAACUCUCAAGUAUGCAACUUGUGGGACCAAAGCGCAAGGUAGCAACUUGUGGCUGGGAUAGAUUGAUUUACUGGUAAGUUAGUUCUCACUCUGAUAUUAUUGUGGACUCAUACAUGCAUAUUUUUUGGUACGACUCAGUUAUUUUAUAUUCUACAUGCUGACUUAUGCAAUGUAUAUUUCUAGACUUGAUUGAUAGUCAUCUUUCUAAACUUACGCAAUGUAUAUUUCCACUCUUUAAUUCAUUGUAAAUAUCUGAUACAGAUUAGUGUAGUAUUAUUGUAGUAAAGAAAAGUUCUGGGAGUUUUGUAUGAUGACUCAAAUAACAGAACAUCCUUGGAGUAGAUGUCCAUGUAGAUACUGGGUUUGUCUUUGUAGCAUCCCACAUUUAUCAUUAAUUUGUGUUCAUGGAUUGA
Messenger RNA from Quercus lobata, 2971 nucleotides. Its product is annotated as dicer-like protein (DUF936). The transcript has 4 exons. The coding region runs from base 330 to 2141 and encodes 603 amino acids. NCBI's taxonomy places the organism in Eukaryota, Viridiplantae, Streptophyta, Magnoliopsida, Fagales, Fagaceae. The record is from RefSeq and is a predicted model, not a curated record.